GAUCUCUAUGCUAAUACUGUUUUGUCUGGUGGCACAUCCAUGUUCCCAGGAAUCGCUGAUCGAAUGCAGAAAGAAAUCACUGCUCUUGCUCCGAGCACUAUGAAGAUCAAAAUCAUUGCUCCACCUGAGCGCAAAUAUUCUGUCUGGAUUGGCGGAUCUAUCUUAGCUUCUCUGUCCACUUUCCAACAAAUGUGGAUUUCCAAGCAGGAGUAUGACGAGUCCGGCCCGUCGAUUGUUCACCGCAAAAUGUUGGACUUACACGCUCGCCAGUCAUUGUUCUUGUCUCUGAAACAGUGCAAAGCUCAUUAUGUUCGAUUUAAUGAAUUCCGACCUACAACACGGGGAUGUUAG
Messenger RNA from Strongylus vulgaris, 351 nucleotides. The record is from the annotation of a GenBank genome assembly. Lineage: Eukaryota; Metazoa; Nematoda; Chromadorea; Rhabditida; Strongylidae.